Oryzias melastigma (Indian medaka) is the source of this 467-nucleotide messenger RNA. It is a transcript of the gene snrpg, whose product is annotated as small nuclear ribonucleoprotein polypeptide G. The transcript has 4 exons. Gene Ontology annotation, molecular function: RNA binding. Gene Ontology annotation, cellular component: U2 snRNP; U5 snRNP; SMN-Sm protein complex. NCBI's taxonomy places the organism in Eukaryota, Metazoa, Chordata, Actinopteri, Beloniformes, Adrianichthyidae. The record is from RefSeq and is a predicted model, not a curated record. Bases 130 to 360 code for a protein of 76 amino acids. Gene Ontology annotation, biological process: spliceosomal snRNP assembly; mRNA splicing, via spliceosome.
UCCCAGCCGCACGGGGGCGCUGUACUGCAAUAUUCAUAGGGCUUUACUUCCGGUGUCCCGGUCCACACGCGAUUCUUACGCGGUUUUGUCAAUUGAAACACGAGUGUUUUCCACUAAUUUACAGGCAUCAUGAGCAAAGCGCACCCACCAGAGCUAAAGAAAUUCAUGGACAAAAAGCUUUCCCUGAAGCUAAACGGAGGCAGACACGUCCAGGGCAUCCUGCGAGGGUUCGACCCCUUCAUGAACCUGGUAAUGGACGACUGUCUGGAGGUGGCCCCCGGAGGACAGCAGAACACCAUCGGGAUGGUGGUCAUCCGAGGAAACAGCAUCAUCAUGUUGGAGGCUUUGGAGCGAGUAUGAGUGGAGCUCAGCGGCGCCUCGUGUUUUCUCAUUCCUGUUUAGUUCAGUCUGAAUGAAAGUCAGUUGUUUUUGAGAUGUUUGUUUAAUAAACUGUUUUUGUCUUUUUA